This is a messenger RNA of Anopheles bellator, 3842 nucleotides long. Its product is annotated as organic cation transporter protein-like. Gene Ontology annotation, biological process: transmembrane transport. The record is from RefSeq and is a predicted model, not a curated record. The transcript has a single exon. Lineage: Eukaryota; Metazoa; Arthropoda; Insecta; Diptera; Culicidae. The coding region runs from base 1 to 1791 and encodes 596 amino acids. Gene Ontology annotation, cellular component: membrane. Gene Ontology annotation, molecular function: transmembrane transporter activity.
AUGGGUUACGAUGACAUUCUACCACACCUUGGCGGGUUCGGCCGGUACCAGCGCAGAAUUUACGUGCUGCUCUGUUUGCCGGCAAUAUGCUGUGCAUUCCACAAGUUGGCCGGAGUGUUUCUGCUGGCCGUUCCGGACUAUCGCUGCAAGUUGCCGUAUGAAUUGUCGAACGCUAGCUAUGCGAUGGAACCGGAUCGCAUCUCAAUGGCCUUCCCGAUCGAUACGCUGACCACGAAACGGUCGACAUGCUUCUAUUUCGAUGCAAACUUCACGGAGUCAUACUGGAGUGGAGGAACACCGGCCGCCGGCGUGCGACCCUGCAAUCAAUGGGUAUACGAUCGAAGCAAAUUCGAAAGCAGUACCGUUACCGACUGGGACAUGGUGUGUGAUCGCGGCUGGUUGCGUGCCUCGGCAGACUCCCUCUUCAUGGUCGGCGUUAUGCUUGGCAGCAUCGGGUUCGGCUAUCUUUCCGACAAGUAUGGCCGGAAGCCAAUUUUUUUUGCGUCCCUUGUGUUGCAGGUCAUCUUUGGAGUGCUAGCCGGCGUCGCACCUGAGUUCUUCACGUAUACACUGGCCCGGAUGGUGGUGGGAGCCACCACUUCCGGCGUGUUUCUGGUGGCUUAUGUAAUUGCGAUGGAAAUGGUCGGUCCGAACGAUCGCCUGUACGCCGGAGUGGUCUGCAUGAUGUUCUUUUCUGUCGGCUACAUGCUAACGGCCGCAUUUGCGUACUUCAUCCACGAGUGGCGCAUGCUGCAGAUCGCACUGACACUGCCAGGUGUACUAUUCCUUUGCUACUGGUGGUUCAUCCCGGAAUCGGCCCGCUGGCUUCUCUCGAACGGACGACCGACUGAAGCGAUCAAACUGAUUGAAAGAGCGGCACAGUGCAACCGGCUGACCGUUCCUCAGGAGGCGCUCGAUAAACUGCAGGAAGAAGACAAGGUGUCGUCACAGCAGCAGGAAGACGCGAACGAGACGAAACCGUCGCUGCUGGACGUUUUCAAAUACCCGAACCUGCGUCGCAAAGCGAUGCUGAUCUUCUUCGAUUGGUUCGUCAACAGUCUCACGUAUUACGGUCUAUCAUGGAACACAAACAACCUGGGCGGUAAUCCGUUGCUGAACUUUGUCAUCAGUGGUGCCGUUGAGAUACCGGCUUACUCGUUCCUGCUGGUCACCUUAAACCGUUGGGGGCGACGGACGAUCCUGUGCGGAUGCAUGAUCUUCGCCGGGACGAUGCUGCUAACCACUAUGGUCGUUCCGCAGUCGGAGCAGUGGCUCAUCGUGGUAUUAGCAAUGCUCGGUAAAAUGGCCAUAACGUCAAGCUACGGUACCGUUUACGUUUUCUCGGCCGAGCAAUUCCCGACCGUCAUUCGAAACGUAGCGCUGGGAGCCUCCUCGACCAGUGCACGCGUUGGUGGAAUACUCGCACCAUACUUCAAUCUUCUGGGCGACUACUGGCAACCGCUACCGCUUCUCAUCUUCGGGUCGCUCGCGUUUGUUGGCGGAGUGCUGUCGUUGUUGUUGCCGGAAACACACAACCAAAAGCUACCGGAAACGAUAGCAGACGGUGAAAACUUUGGCAAGCAGAAGUCAGUACCCGGGUCCGGCAAUGCUGGCAUCAUCGGUGGCGGUCGAGACGUUGAACGGACGGCAGAAGAAAUGCAGGUGCUGAGCAAACCAGAGCCUUCGCGUUUGUCGUCGACAGACGACAUCAGGUGCAAACAAUCAUCAUCGGAACAGGGCGCUGCGGUUACCGACGGAGCCACCGAUGGCGAAAAAACCGAAAAGUAUUGAACUGUACCGUUGGCGCUAAUAAGCCCAACAGUUCGUGUGGACGACCGGUGACAUGAUAGACGUUUUUCGGGCAAGCUUAUACAAUCUGGAGUACAGGGGAGCAAACUAAAAAAUUAAUUUUUUUAACAAUCCAAUCAGUGUGUAGGGCAAAUGGCAUUCCUAUUCUUUCAAAACUCACAUCAUUUUAAGGCUUAUUAAGGCGCGCCAAGAUGCCAUUCUUGCAAAACAUGCCUAAAUGCGAAGUCUUUUCCCCUGAAAAUCGUACGAGAUCGGACGAUUUCCCCUUUGCCACGGUGUAACACGUUAAUUUCUCAUUUUCUGCUAUCUCGCUCUCUCGCGCUCUGACAAGCGCAAGGCGAAUAUUCCAAGAAAGCUGCAAGAGGCUCACCGACAGAACCGAAAUUCCUUUUUAAAUCCGCAUAAUUCAUAACUAAGGGCUGCACGAUGUGCAUGUGCCAACGAGACGAAACUUGAAAAGACGUUUCUUAUGAAGUUUGUAUAAUUCACAACCGUAUGAGCGGUGGUGCGGUCAAUCAAUAGCAAGAUGAAAUUCUGCAUGUCCCGAACCCAGUGGCAGCUUACAGACUGUAUCGUGUUUUACCCACGGAAACUUCAAUCAUAUGUGGGAAUAACUUCUCAUUGACGUCACCAGCAAACCAGUAUCUACAUAGUUUCAAUUUUCUCGACAUUAUAAGUUUACUGGUGAAAAUAUUGAAAGUUAUUGAAAGUAAUUUUAAACUAACAUGCCGUGCCACGUGAAAGCUGUUGGGUUUGAGUUGACGAAUAACAAGCUGCUUUAAGCCUCCAACAUUUGUUAUUACUGAGUCUUGAUUAUGCUAUCAGUUAGGAGGCAGAUUGCCUGUGAAUAGUUUUGAGCGUCCUACUGAAUGCAACCUGAAAGUGAAAAGAUUAAACCAUCCAGACUGCAGUUGUGAGGCAUCAAUAUUGUACCAAACCAACUCAGUGAAUCUCCUAGUAGCAUUUUGUCCACAUACACAGAUUGCGUAGCGUCCAAUAUAAUGGCGCUACAGAUGUUCACGUGGCUUACGUUACUUCACUGACAUAAUUCGCGAAAACUAUUUUUAUGCCCAAUGCGCUAAAAGUGAUGGAUGUGGUUGUAGCUCGUUUCACUCGUUCAUCCAAUACACGAGCGCUGGUACUAAAACUGCUCGCUAGCUGAGGCAAAAAAGAUGCCCCACUUAACGAUUCUGAAUGUUGCCGUUAAAUUCUUUCGAAUUUGCUCAUUUUCCGUCACCGCUUAUAUUUCCAUUGAACGCACGGGACAAUUCGUUAAUGAUCCACGAAACAAGAUGCCUUUUUUGCAAUUUCCGUGGCACAGAUGACUUAAAUCGGAACAAUAACUAUUCAUUGAAAUGACUUUAAAUGUGUACCGCUAAGCUAAGUGAAGAUAGCAUAUGUUUAACACACAGAUGUUUAAAAAAAAGAGUAAAGCAAUGAAAUAUUUAACAACAUAUUUCAACCUUUUUAUUUUUUCGACGCGAUUCAAUUGUAAAAGCUUGAUCAUGGUUUAGAAUAGACGCCACUUAUUUUGUUAAAAAAAUAACAACAGCAAAAUUAUUGUUAAUCAUAGCCACAUAAACAUUCCAUGUCGUAGUACUGUAAGCUUUAGAAUUAGUGCAGAAAAAUGGAAAGGGCUACAGUAUAGUUGUAUUUUGUUGUAAAAUCCGCUUAGAGAAGAAAUAACGUAACUUUCUUUGAGUAUCCGUCUUUGGUUGCUAUAUCAUACCAAUUCGUUUUUAUUUUCCAAAAUCAAGCCAAACUGUUUGCUCGUCACAGCACCGAAAUAGUGUAGGUAAUCGAGGGAAUGUUGAGCUUAUCAUUCGACAAAAUGGCCUUUGAAUCAUUCAAUCUAGCGAUACACACUUUACGGAGUGAUAAGCCAUGUCCGCAACUGAAUCUAUCAGCUGUUGGCAACAACACGACAAUUUUCUCUGAGUAGUAUCAUUUGUAUGCGUAGAUCUUGUAUGAUAACUAAAACUUUAUGACAAAACUCGUUUGAUGUUGCUAUAGCCCGUACUUAUCAAGAAUGG